GUGUUCAACCAGAGGCAGCGUUCUCAUUUUUCGUCUCAAGCCCUUUGACAGUGAUGUGUCAGUACACUGUUGCAAUGCAGAUGUAGCAGGUCUCUUCACAUCUCUACUGUCACAGUAGUUCGCCUUCGUCUACCUUUCAUCGGUGAUGAGUCCAUCGUAGCUGUCCACUCUAACAGAAAUGGAUAAAUAUCAGAUCAAGAACUGAACAUAAAGCUUUCUUCCUCGUCUGCCAUCAUGGGGAAUGUAAUGAAAAGCCAAGAAGCUGGGAGUCACACUGCAACUAACUACUUUGAUGCAUCCUUUAAAGCCUCAGAUGAUGAGAAUUUGGUCGUUAUUUCUGACUACCCAUCCCGAGACAUAAGCCAGCCGAUUUUUAAGAUCGGUGAAAAACUGAAGGUUCUGGCUCAGGAAGCCAGCUGGUGGAAAGUCCGCUCUUUGCAAACUGGAACUGAGAACUGCAUUCCAAAUAAUCAUGUGGCAAAGGUCUAUCAUGGAUGGCUAUUCGAAGGAGUGGGGAGACAGAAAGCAGAGGAGCUGCUAAAUUUACCUGGCAACACGGUCGGCUCGUUUCUCAUCAGAGAAAGUCCGAGCCAACGAGGUGUGUAUUCUCUGUCCGUGAGACACAGAUCAGUAAAGCAUUAUAAGAUCUUCCGUCUGGACAACAGCUGGUACUACAUUUCUCCUCGUCUCACCUUCCAGUGCCUAGAGGACAUGGUCAACCACUACUCGGACUCCUCAGAUGGUAUCUGCUGCAUUCUCUCUGCCCCAUGUCUGGCUCUUAACAGUACUGCCCCCAGUUCAGUCUCACAAGCACCCCCUGUGGUGAUGCGCCGCAACUUCAACUGGAGAAAAGUGAACAGCUCUCAGCUGCUGAACAGCAAUAAUGAAGGCAGUGUGGACAGUAGGCACAGCAUGGUGAGCUACGGAGUGAGAAGCAGCAUCGCUGCCUAUCUGUCUAUUUCCGAAGAACAAGAAAGAAAAACCAGGCGAAACAAGAAGGGCUGGACAGUCUAUGGAAUGCCAAACCACAGUAACACAGAGGAAGAAAACACUGAUUAAGUCAAAAUUGCAUAUACUGUAUGGCCAAAGGAACUGGUGGAUUUUUAUUCCAAAAAUGAAAGCAAUAGACAUUCUGUGACUCUGCGCCGUUCAGAUGAUCAUAAACCUUUUGUACUGAGAUGAAACUAAAAUGAUUAUUGAAUGUCAUGAACUUUUUAGUGGCACUUUAUGUGAGAUGUGAGACACAAAAAACAGUUUACAAAUCAAUUAUUUUCCAAACUUUCUGCUUUGAAUGGAUGAACGUUCAAAACUCUUCAAGCAGUUUUUGUUUGUUCGCUGGUUUAUCUUCUGUUUAAGAUUUUUGUGCUGAAUUGCAGGAAAAUCCUGAGCACUUAUCCAGAAAAACACCAGCAUGCACAGAAUGCUAAGCACUUCUUGUCUUGGCUUAUUGCCCGAUGUUGUAAAACCUAAUGGGGUGAUAAUUAAACACAUUUGUUUCAUGUUGAGCUACACCUGAGAAAUAACUUCUAAUUACUGUACUUCAGUUUUAUUCUGUUCUAAUAUUUCAAAUAAAAAUAGGUUUAACAUUUUUUUCUACCAUAA
This is a messenger RNA of Clarias gariepinus (North African catfish), 1602 nucleotides long. It is a transcript of the gene sla1a, whose product is annotated as Src like adaptor 1a. The transcript is spliced from 8 exons. Bases 235 to 1059 code for a protein of 274 amino acids. Lineage: Eukaryota; Metazoa; Chordata; Actinopteri; Siluriformes; Clariidae. Gene Ontology annotation, molecular function: protein binding. The record is from RefSeq and is a predicted model, not a curated record.